Messenger RNA from Cooperia oncophora, 1302 nucleotides. Lineage: Eukaryota; Metazoa; Nematoda; Chromadorea; Rhabditida; Trichostrongylidae. The record is from the annotation of a GenBank genome assembly.
AUGUCAAAUAAAGUAUUCAAGAAGUCUCAUUGUGCUGAUGAAGCGCCAGCUGAAGAAAUAGUGCUCUCUGGUGUUGAUGUGGACGCAAACAGAGACGAGCGAACGCUUACCAUCCAUGGCGGACGUGAUCAUAUCAAAAUGACAUUACGCGUGCAGUCAAAUGUGUUUGACAAAUGGCGACAUUCACUUCUUUCUCAUGCUGCUUCAUCACAGAUUGAUGCCUAUGUUAAGCCCAUUCCGAAAACGUUCCAGCAUCUUACCGAGAGAGUGGUGGUGCUCGAAAUUGGAUCCUGUUCUAUUCGUGGUGGUGUGCUGACAACCGAACCUAGCCUUCCGCAGUCUUUCUUUCCAGCCAUUGCUGUACGCACAGAUGAUGGUCGUAUCAUUGUCGGAGAGGACGCUUAUGCGCCUGAGAUCCGCCACCAUGGUGAAUUCGUUCGCCCUAUUCAAGCCUUAGAUCCCAACGUCGAACGAUACACCAUGGAUCGUGAAGUAGUGAAGGAGUGCAUGAAAAAAGUUGUCAAAGACCUCAACGUGAACCCUUCGCAGUACAAGGGUGCUGCAAUUACACGCCAACCAUCUUUGAUCCUUUACGCAUAUGAUGUGACAACUGGUGUAGUUGUGGACAUUGGAGAUCGUCUCAACAUUGUUCCUGUUAUUGAUGGUUACGUGGUUGAAUCUGCGAUCUGCUCGAUACCGUACGGAGCCACCCAAGUUCGGGAAGCAUUGCGAACCACCUUAUGCUCGAAAAACAAAGGAUUGUAUUCGUUCCAAAGCCCCAUAGAGAAGCUUAUCCUUCGUUACGUCUUAGAACAGACCAGCUAUGUUCCGGAAGAUUACACAAAAGAGGAGAAAACGUCAAAGGAAGUUAACAUAUCUCUGGAUCGGUUUGACCCUCUUCCUGGAAUGCCAACGAAGUUCAGUAUCGACAAUUCGCGAUUCCUUUGCACGGAAGGUCUUUUCCGUCCCAAGAAGUGGGGUCUCGACACAAAAGGGUUACACGAACUAGUACAUGAAGCUGUUAUAAUGAGCCCAAUCGACAGCAGGAGGACUCUUUACAGGAACAUCUAUCUCGCUGGAGGAGCGUCCUUAAUGCCUGGCUUAGCAGAAAAACUGGAGCAAGAACUUGCCGCCAUCGUUCCGAAUACCAUCCAUACACAAGUUCACAUCUCCCCGUGGAGGUACAACGCUGCAUAUCUGGGAGCCCAAAUAGUUGCAUCAGCAUCCACGUUCAGUGACAGCUGUAUAUCCCUCGAAAAUCUACCAACGUUCCUGUCAAAUUUACAAUCGUUUGGUUUUUGA